CCUGCCGCGGAGGGCCGCGCGGCAGUGUCCCGUCGACAGCGGUCCGCGCCGCCGCCGCCAUGGCGCUCCGGCUCAACAAGCCGCGCGAUGUGGAGAAGGCCUCGUACUACGUCUGGUUCCUGGGCGCCCUGGAGAGCCGCGGCCUGCGCGGUCGCGAGUUCAUCGCGCCCGUAGUCGACGAACUUCUGCGCAAGGAGCAGCACGUCGAGCCCACCAAGGUAACUCUGCAGGUGAGCGACAAGGGCCUGAAGAUCGUGCAGCACGUGCCCAAGAAGGGCGGCAAGGGGCGCACGGAGCCCGUGAAGCACUUCAUUCCGGACCACGCCAUCACGUGCGCGCUGCAGGAGCCGGCGCCGGACCAGGACAUCGUCAGCUGUAUCCUGCUCAUCUUCAACCCGGUCACCAAGUGUCCGGUGCACGUCCACACGUACCGCUGCGACUCUCCAGAGACGGCCGCCCUGCUGGCCAGUCAGCUGCAGACCCUCGCCGGCCGGCCCGACAACCGGGCGCACAUCGAGCAGAUCGAGGCUCGUCUCCAAGAGCGCGGCCUGCUGGCGGGCCCGGCGCCGCCGGAGCCGCCGCCGCCGGAGCCGGAGCCGGGCCGCGCCGAGUCGGCGCCGUCGAGCGGCGGCUCGGGCUCGGCAUCGGGCGCGCCGCCGGUGGCCACCCUGUUCGACUCGCUGGCCGCCGAGCUGCGCACCAAGAUCGGCAGCCGCGACACGGGCCCGCUGCUGCUGCCGCCGCGCGACUACGACCUCGACCAGACGGCCGGCCGCACCGGGCACAAGCACGCCGUCCAGGAGGACUCGAGCGGCAUCGGCUCCGACGACGCGCCCAGCCCCGACCACCGCGACCGCGACCGCGAGAGGACCUCGUCAGAUGAUGAGUGGGAAGCGGCCGCCCACAGCACAGACGAACUGCUGCUAGAUUCCUCCUCCCACUGGCGACAGGGGUCCGGAUGGCGCGGUGGCCGGCGCUCGGCCGGCGGACAGAGUCCCGACACGGACGAACUGCUCACAUCUGGACACUCAUCCUCCCGAAAACCGCCCAGCCAGCGCCAGAGAUCGCCCUCGACGUCGCCACAAGACAGGUUCAACAAUGCUCGGCUCAAGUUUGUGCAGAUGGAGCAGAAAGAGGUCACCCCGCCGCCGGCCGUGGCGCCGAAAAAGCCCACCUCUCCCGGCAUCGGUGUUCCGGAGCACGGCGGCGGCCGCAUCUGGCGUCAGAACAGCGUGCCAGACGCCGGCGGCAGAGCCGAUCCUCCGCCUGCCUCCCGCGACCCGCGCGCAGAGAAGGGAUGGCGUAUGCCGCAGCCGGACAGGGACGAACCCAGAGACCCCAGAAACGUGCGCAACAACCUGAACAUCAGCCACGAGUCGAGGGACGGCGGCCUGGGAGAGCCGGAGAAGGGCUGGCGCCGGCCGCGCGCCUCCCGGGCGGACAGCGCCGGCCCGGAGCCGCCGGCGCCGCUCCCGCCCGUUCCGGCCGCCGACCCGACUGAGGAGGAUCUGAGGAGGGACGCCCGCGGACGGCCGCACGUGGCCGACAUCUUCAGACGCGCAGCACCUGACGAGCUCGACCGGCCGCGCCGCGAGCCCGUCGGCCGCCCCGAGCCUCGGCCCGAGUACCGUCCGGAGGUGCGCGCCGACCACCGACGUCACGAGGACCGCGGCGAGGAGCGCGUGCGCGGCGCCGUGCGCACCGGCCGGCACGUCGAGCCACCCCCGCCGGCCGCCGACAGCGCUCCGUUCCCCGCCGACAGUGACCCGCGCCCGGACGAGGUGCGCGCCCGCGUCGACCGCUGGGUGCGCAGCGCCGCGGAGGCCACGCCCUUCACACGCGCUAUGAGCUUCGAGGACCCGGCGGCGGCGCCGGUGCGUGUCAGCCGCGCUCCCGACUGGUCAGAGUUCGAGCCGGAGCCGGUGCAGGAGCCGCCGCCGCCGCGCCGACAGCCGGCAGUGCGCCGUCCCUCGGAGGCCAGCGACGCGCCGCGGCCCGGCCGACUGGCCAAGUCGCGCUCCAGCGACACGGGCCUGGAGUCGGAGCAGGCCCAGUGGCGGCGCACCUCAGCCCAGGUGGCGGCCGAGCUGCGGCAGCGGGGCCGCGCGCCGGCCGAGCAGCCCAGCUCCCCACCACCGGCCGGCCGGCACCGCUCCGGCGGCGGCCAGCCUGCCGAGCGGCGCAGUCGCUACCAGGAGCUGCAGGGCGCCAGCCGGCUGCCCGGCCUGGACCGAGACACUGCCCGGGACCCGCUGCUGCCGCCCGCCGAGCCCGCCGGCCGACAUCGGCCCACGCUCGAGAUCGACUACCGCCAGAACCUGCCGCGCCGCCGCGACCGCAGCUGUGACGUGCGCGAGCGGCGGCCGGCGCCGGCGCGCGAGCAGCGCCGAGACGAGUCCCGGCCGCGCGGCCGCUACCAGGACGACCCGCGCCUCUACAGGGACGACGAGCCUCGUCACCAGCGCGCCGAGGAGGCGCCGCCCGCCGCGCACGGCUACGGCGACAGGAGAGGCUACCCGAAACCGGGCUUCGAAGUGCGCGGCCGCGUCCGACACAGCAUGAGCGACCCGCACGCCAUGACACAAUACGACUACAGGGCUGGGGUGGUGGCCCAUCCCUACUAGCCCGCCAUCUAGCGACGCGAAUGAACACUUGAGCCAUAGCUGGUGGCCGGGGGAGGUCCAAUUCCUAUGGCAAUAGCGUUGUACCGACUGAUUGGUGUGAUACGGAAAACAGCAAAUGUUUUCAGUCAUACUGUGCGCGAAAUACCGUGAAUGUGAUAUACUAACAGUGUUAGUGAUGAGAGUCAAAUAGUAUGUUGCUAUGUCUAUUCUAGGUGCGAGACGCUCAAAACGAGAGUAGUUUGUCGCGUAGUGCAAUGUCGGAACAUCGUCACGGUAUUUGUGGAGUGCAGGUUUGAAUAAAUAAACUGACAUUCAAGA
This is a messenger RNA of Amphibalanus amphitrite, 2942 nucleotides long. RefSeq names its product serine/arginine repetitive matrix protein 2-like. Lineage: Eukaryota; Metazoa; Arthropoda; Thecostraca; Balanomorpha; Balanidae. The transcript has 5 exons. The record is from RefSeq and is a predicted model, not a curated record. The coding region runs from base 60 to 2624 and encodes 854 amino acids.